CCCGGAUUUAUUUAUCUCUGCCCCCACCCCGGCUUUAAGCUGCGCCGCGUCCUGUGCCCACGAUGAAGCGACCUUGCGAGGAAACUACCUCAGACAGCGACAUGGACGAGACUAUAGACGUGGGGAGUGAGAACAACUACUCGGGGCAAAGUAAUAGUUCUGUCAUUCGAUCAAAUUCCCCAACAACAACAUCUCAGAUUAUGGCCAGAAAGAAAAGAAGAGGGAUUAUAGAGAAAAGGCGCCGUGAUCGUAUAAAUAACAGUUUAUCAGAGCUGAGGCGGCUUGUGCCAACUGCUUUUGAAAAACAAGGAUCUGCCAAAUUAGAAAAAGCGGAAAUACUGCAAAUGACAGUGGAUCAUCUGAAGAUGCUGCAGGCGACGGGAGGGAAAGGUUAUUUUGACGCCCAUUCCCUGGCCAUGGAUUUCAUGAGCAUUGGUUUCCGGGAGUGCUUGACAGAAGUCGCGAGGUACCUGACGUCGGUGGAGGGUCUCGACACGUCCGACCCCCUGCGCGUUCGACUCGUCUCCCACCUGAGCACCUGCGCCUCUCAGAGGGAAGCCGCCGCCAUGACCUCCUCCAUGGCCCACCACCACCACCACCACCCCUUGCACCCCCACCACUGGGCGGCCGCCUUCCACCACCUCCCGGCGGCUCUGCUGCAGCCGAACGGACUCCACACCUCCGACGCCGCCCCGUGCAGACUCUCCUCCGACAUCCCCCCCCACGGCUCCGCGCUGCUCACCGCCACCUUCGCCCACGCCGACGCCGCGCUCAGAGUCCCCUCCGCCGGCAGCGUCGCUCCCUGCGUCCCUCCUCUCUCUACCUCCCUCUUGUCCCUCUCGGCUACCGUUCACGCCGCCGCCGCCGCGGCUACGGCCGCCGCCCAGAGCUUCCCCCUCUCCUUCACCGGCGCCUUCCCCAUGCUUCCCCCCAGCGCGGCCGCCGCCGCCGCCGUGGCCGCGGCGACGGCCAUCACCCCUCCGUUGGCCGUAUCGGCCACCGCCAGCCCUCAGCAGGCUGGCAGCGGGGGCGGCAAUAAACCCUACCGACCCUGGGGGACCGAAGUCGGAGCCUUUUAG
Messenger RNA from Haliaeetus leucocephalus (bald eagle), 1079 nucleotides. It is a transcript of the gene HEY2, whose product is annotated as hes-related family bHLH transcription factor with YRPW motif 2. The record is from RefSeq and is a predicted model, not a curated record. Gene Ontology annotation, molecular function: protein dimerization activity; DNA-binding transcription factor activity, RNA polymerase II-specific; RNA polymerase II cis-regulatory region sequence-specific DNA binding. Gene Ontology annotation, cellular component: nucleus. NCBI's taxonomy places the organism in Eukaryota, Metazoa, Chordata, Aves, Accipitriformes, Accipitridae. The transcript is spliced from 5 exons. Gene Ontology annotation, biological process: regulation of neurogenesis; anterior/posterior pattern specification; Notch signaling pathway. The coding region runs from base 63 to 1079 and encodes 338 amino acids.